ACUUAUAACUUCAAAGUGAAGAUGACACAAAUUAAGAGUGUACAUGGUUUCUUAAAAAUAAAACAAUGCAAACAAAUUCAAGUAAAUGAGGAAAGUGAUCCCCAAGAGGCAAGAGUCGAUAAAAUAGGGUCCCAUAACGCAAACCCCGCGCCUUCUUUGACACAACCUUUCCGCUUAUCUCUCUCUCCUUUUCUCCACCCUCCGAUCUCUCUCUCUCCAUUUCUCAUCCGUCCGAUCUCUCUUCCUCUCACUAAUCUAUAAUCUCCCCACCAUUUUAUUUUAUUUUUCUAAAAAAAAAGAGAAAAGUCCAGUAAAAAUAUAAAAAAGUAAAACCGAUAUUCUUAACUUCCUCAGAUUCUCUCUCUUCUUCAGUUCUUCUUCAUCUUCUCCUUCUCUCUCACAUCUCACUCACUCACUCAUUUUCUCUCUCCUCCAUUGUCAGUUCACUCUGCUACAUUUGGAUCACACUUUCCCAGCUUUUCCUUCUCCCAUUUUUUCACUUCUUCUUAUUUUCUCUCUCCUCUUUUCUUCCUACUUUGCCGACACCUCUUUCUCCCCCAUAUUUCUGCAUUUCAACUUCCUUACUCAGUUGAGAACAAUGGCAGAAUGUGGGACUGAUUGCUGGACAUGACCAAAUGAUGUACUUCUUGUUAAGUGGAUCUGACUUGUGCUGACUUGUAUGUUUUAUGGACCAUCUUGGUGAUAUUAGGAGUAUUUCUAGGGAUCGGAGAUGCACGACGUCUCCAGAGACUAAUUUUGUUCCUCGUACUCGUCAAGGUACAAAGUUGCGUGAUAUAUUGUUGUCUGAUAAACACAAAUUGUCAUAUGCUGAUUUUCAUCACGAGAUUACUAGAAAUCCAGAUGAUUCCUUGCCUAGAUAUGUAGGUAGCCAACAAAGUCAGGUAUUAGAUAAAAGGAUCUCUAAAGAGGACGAACUGGUCAGAUACAUGUCAAAUUUACCAAGUUAUUUGGAGAAAGGAAAGAAUUUUCAGGAGAAAGGACUGAAUGUUGGUGUCCUUGACUGGAGGCGCCUAGAAAAAUGGCGGUAUAGCCAAAAACAGUUGCCUACAAAGCAAAGUGGGUGCUCUCCAUCUAGUAGCACCACCUCUCUUUUUUCAACAGAUGGCUCAUCAACCCAUUCUAGCAAAGGUCAGAGCUGCUCCCCUGCUCGUCAAAGGUUGCACCGUCUCUCCCUUGAAUCUCCACUGGAAGCUUCACCAAAGGAAAACCAUGUUGGAGAUGCUAAAUCUUCUUCUGGAAGAGGUCACAGCUGCUCUCCAGCUCGUCAAAGGAUGCAACCUCCUGUGCCUCAAUCUCAUCCCCACAAGGUAUAUGCAGGGGGGAGACCUUCGCCAGAUUCCGAGGUUUAUGGUGGAAAUACCCUGAAAUUCCAAGAUUCAACUGAUACGGUUGGCAACAAUUUGAGCAGACAACAAAGGGUUUUUGGAGCAGUACAAGCUGUACAACCAAGUAGAAGACAAGAGCCUGACUUGAAAUCUGUCUCCGAAAUCGGAAAACAACAAAACUUCAAUAAGUAUGAGGUUGGGGCGCCUUGGAAAGGAAAAACAAAGAUUCAAAUUAUGGAAUCUGCCAAAGAAACCAUAAGGUCACAAGAAACGAAGUUGAGUGCUGCUUAUCAAGAAUGCUCCGGAAGGGAGAAUUCAGGGGUUGUUGACAUGCCUAGGGAUCCAUCGGAACAUAGAUGCUCUAGUUUGACUGCCAUGUCUAAUUUUACCGUGGAUGGUCGAUUGUCAGUAGAGCCAUGUCAGAGGAGCAUUUUAGGUGGAAACAAUCUUGGGGCCCGGCUUCCUUCUAAAGAUGAACACAGAAAGCAGUCUGAGCCAUCUGAAUCUUGUUCCAAGUCUCCAGAUGGGGUCAAAAGGCCUUCUCAACAGUCAAAUAUGUCACUUCAUUCAGCUAAGGUAGCUGACAGUUCAUCCAAGAACAAUGCACAAGGGGUCAAAGGUGCCCCACAAGCAUCACAUAUGUUAUCAUUUCCUGCUAGGAUGCUUAGCAGCCCAUCCAGGAGCAGGAAUGCGGAGGAGAAGAAGCCAGUUGCUGGGUCUAGGAGUGCAAUUGCAGUGAAGCCUUUUCCAGAGUUGGACACAAGAAAAGGUUCAGAGUCCAUUCCGAAAGCAAGAAACCCAUCUCCGAUUCGCAGAUUAAGUUUUGCAAUGGGAAAGAUGAUUAAGAGUGCCGGUUCCAGAGAUAACUCACCCCUUCGGUCAAGUUCAAAAGAAACUGUUGCGAAAUCUGGGUCAGAGGCGGUGGUUGCUUCUGUAUCAAUUGAUAAUUUUUGCAGUGAUAAGUUGUCUACUGAUAGUAAUAGAGGUAGGUCUAGUCCUUUAAGAAGGCUGCUUGAUCCCCUUCUUAAGCCCAGAGCAUCGAACAGCUCUGAGCCAUCAAGGCCUUCCAGUGGUAAUAAAAUGGGUUCUAGUGAUGCCCAUCAUAAUUCAAAUAGUUCGUCAUCAUUUCAAGCUCUUCUGCAGGUAUCAUUUAAGAAUGGACUUCCUCUGUUUACUUUUGCCAUCGACAAUGAAAGCAACAUUUUAGCUGCCACUGUGAGGAAGUCUAGUGUUCCAGGAAAAGGUCAUCAUAGCUGGACUUACACUUUCUUUACCAUCCGUGAAGUUAAGAAAAGGAGUGGGAAUUGGUUUAAUCAAGGAGGGAAAGGCGAUGGUCAUGGUUAUGUUCCAAAUGUUGUGGCACAAAUGAAGGUUUCAGAUUCCCCGAGUUUCUUUACCAAGCAUGGCCAUGCGGGUAAUUAUAUCACCAGAGAGUUUGAUCUGUUUGCAGUGGAUGUUGGGCAUGGAGAUCAGUAUGCUACUGACUUUCAUCCAACUAAUGAGCUGGCAGCCAUUGUUGUGAAGCUUCCACAAAUCAUCACUGAAGAUGAUAGUAAAGAUGACCAGUCAAGCUAUAACUGGCUAGACUUGUUACAAGAUUCCAGAGAGAAUUUGGAGGAGAUGAGAUCUGCUGACUCCAGUGAUAAUCUACAGCAUCAGCAAUCACGCUUAAGUCUGAACUUAAGAACAACUGUCAUCCUUCCAGGUGGUGUUCAUACAGUACCUAGUAAAGGAGAAAUAUCUACGCUAGCCGAGAGAUGGAGGUCUGGUGGAUCAUGUGAUUGUGGUGGAUGGGAUUUGGGUUGUCAGCUGAGAGUGCAUACGAAUCAUAAAGAAUAUGAAAGGAAAAUGGGUUCUUCUGGAAUGUUGCUGAACAAGGACAAGUUUCAAAUUUUCUCCCAGGGGCAAGAUAACCAACCGGUAUUGAGUUUGGCGCCAUUCAAGAAAAGAAUAUACUCGGUGGAAUUCAGUUCAUCACUCUCACUUUUACAAGCAUUUGCAAUCUCUAUAUCAUUUAUAGACAGUAGAAGACCCCCUGAGAUCUCAGAACCGAGCAGCAGUGUCGAAAAAAUCAGUAAUGAGGCAGGCCUUUUUGAGGUUGCUAUGCGAACAAAGGCAUCAUAUCAAGGGGAAGCUCCUGCAAGAUAUGUCUCAUAUCCACCCCAUUCCCCUGUUGGGAGAGUCUAGGGUUUUCUUACCAGGGAUUUCACCCGGGCACGGUGAAGCUGUUGUGUUAGCUAUGCUUUCUCAUGCCUGAAAGUUCCCUGCAUCUUAGAACUUCUUCCUAUAGUAAUUAGAUCAUAUAUUUAUCCUUUUUUUUUGUUCCCCAGGGAAGUUUAUAGGGCAGAAAAAUGGAGUGAUUCGAAAGUUUGGGGGCGGGGAGGGAUCAACUCCGGUAAUGGAUAAAGGUAGCAAUAAUUAUCUUGCAAUUAGUAUCUCUUUUGAUAAAUAAGUUUCUGUAAAAUAGUUAAAAAGGCGUUGGAGUAAACAAGUAGAACUAUAUCUUCUUGUAA
This is a messenger RNA of Chenopodium quinoa (quinoa), 3859 nucleotides long. RefSeq lists its product as uncharacterized. The coding region runs from base 687 to 3533 and encodes 948 amino acids. Lineage: Eukaryota; Viridiplantae; Streptophyta; Magnoliopsida; Caryophyllales; Amaranthaceae. The transcript has 3 exons. The record is from RefSeq and is a predicted model, not a curated record.